Aspergillus melleus is the source of this 744-nucleotide messenger RNA. It is a transcript of the gene ARD1, whose product is annotated as peptide alpha-N-acetyltransferase complex A subunit ARD1. The record is from RefSeq and is a predicted model, not a curated record. The transcript has 2 exons. Gene Ontology annotation, biological process: N-terminal peptidyl-glutamic acid acetylation. NCBI's taxonomy places the organism in Eukaryota, Fungi, Ascomycota, Eurotiomycetes, Eurotiales, Aspergillaceae. The coding region runs from base 1 to 744 and encodes 247 amino acids. Gene Ontology annotation, cellular component: NatA complex. Gene Ontology annotation, molecular function: protein-N-terminal-glutamate acetyltransferase activity; protein N-terminal-serine acetyltransferase activity.
AUGGUCGACAUCGUCCCCCUAUCCUCCUACCCCUCGUACAUCGACCUCCUCCCCUCCAUCCAAACCUGCAACAUCACCAACCUGCCCGAGAACUACUUCCUGAAAUACUACCUCUAUCAUGCCCUGACCUGGCCCCAACUGAGCUUCGUCGCCGUCGUGCGUCCCAAGAACGGCUACUCGAAGCGCGCCGGCCACGGCGCCGGCGCUGCGGCCGGCUCCGGAGAGGCCUACCCUAAGGUGGUGGGGUACGUGUUGGCGAAGAUGGAGGAGGAGCCGACGGAUGGGAUGCAGCAUGGGCAUAUUACCAGCUUGAGUGUCAUGAGGACGCAUCGGAGAUUGGGUAUUGCGGAGAGAUUGAUGAGGAUGAGUCAACGCGCCAUGGCCGAAUCGCACCGCGCCCACUACGUCUCCCUGCACGUCCGUGUCUCCAACAACGCCGCGCUCCGCCUGUACCGCGACACGCUGGGCUUCCAGGUCGAGAAUGUCGAGAGCAAGUACUACGCCGACGGGGAGGACGCGUACGCGAUGCGCAUGGACCUGACGAAUAUGUGGAUGGACUGGAAGGAGGUCGAGCGCCAGGAUCGGUUGCGUCAUCAGAGUGACGAGAAGGAUGCGGACGAGGGCGACGCGGUCGGUGAGGUUGGCACCGAGAAGGAGAAGGAGAGGAUGGUCAAGGUGAAGGUUGGUCGGGGUCUCGGUGUGGGUGAUUUGGUUGAGAAGAAUGAGUCGCAACCUCAAUCUUAA